Parnassius apollo (apollo) is the source of this 1518-nucleotide messenger RNA. Lineage: Eukaryota; Metazoa; Arthropoda; Insecta; Lepidoptera; Papilionidae. The record is from the annotation of a GenBank genome assembly.
AUGCAACUCGGUAAUACGUGGUGUUGGUUUAUGGUACUCGCCAUAUGCUCAGCGGAGAAAUGGCGCUUCCCGGAGACUGAGUCCAUCCGCAUCGACAGCAAAGUUCGGUUCACACAGAGCGACCAACCGUCCAGCGAUAGCCAGAAUUCAGUUUCCACAAGAGACCGAAUAAACGUACAGUUGGAUGAAAUUCCGGUCCGAGAGCCGUCGGAAGCCGACGGCUUCUACAAUCAGCCGUCAAGUCCCCGACGCUACCCUUCAAGAGUUGAAGUAAACAGUGGGAGCCGCCUUGAUUUACAACGUCGUAAUUACAAUCAGCGCGAUCGAGACCGACAACGAAAUCCCAUGUACGAGUCUGACGGCACUCUGGACUCGCUGCAAGUCUGCAAGUGCAGUCCGACACCGAGCUGCGGUCAACGCUCCGACUCCUCGAGAGUGUGCGGCGCCAACAUGUACCUGUGCUGCUACAGUGAACACAAACAGCGGCCCUCAGAAUAUUUCAACGAACUAGUGGACGAACGGCCAAUGUUGCUGCCUGGCCAGUUCCUCAGCGCUGGGCCGUUCCCCCCGCCUCCCGACACCCUGCUGACUGGUCACUACGAGCCGGGGCACGCACAUGAAGCCGCUUUGCUAUCUGCAAUGGGAUCACGACCCGGUAUCCUCGUUGGACCACAAGGACCUAAGGAAAUCUUCAACCCCGCCCAAAGACCCACAAAUGUUAACUCCAGGCCUUCUGUACUAGUCGGCCCUGAUGGUUUGACAGGUAUUUUUGGACCAAAUAAUAAGCAGAUCCUUGUUGGCCCUGACGGUCCUACUGGAAUUAUAGGUCCGACUGAUAGCUCUACCGGAAACUACGAGCCCACUAGGAGGCCUUUUAAUAAUAACGUUAAUAUUAUCAACUCGAGUAAGAGGCCGGUCCUUGUUGGACCUAAUGGCCCUACUGGAAUUGUAGGUCCGACUGGUAGCCCUACCGGAAUCUACGGCGACACUAGAAGGCCUUUCAAUAAUGAAGGGAAUACAAUCAACUCGAGUAACAGGCCAGUGCUUGUUGGUCCUGAGGGCCCUACUGGAGUUAUAGGACCUAGUGAUAAUCCAUCCAUUUUAGUUGGACCCAACGGCCCGACCGGAACCAUUGGACCUAGCCAAAAACCUGUCCUUGUCGGUCCUGAAGGACCCACAGGUAUAAUCGGGCCAAACGAAGGAACUCGCCUGGGGGGAUACAGGGAUCCUCAAGAUGUGCGACCGAGUGAGACUGCUCAAAGGCCCGUAUUAGUCGGUCCCGGUGGUCCAACUGGUAUCAUUGGACCGGGAUAUAAUCCACGUGGCGUUCUCGUCGGUCCCGGGGGACCUACAGGAGUAAUUGGACCAGGUAGACCUGUUCUGAUCGGCCCUGGAGGACCAACAGGUGUAAUUGGACCCAACUAUGGUCGACAAUAUCCGGGUGGACGACGACCGAUUUUAGUCGGACCCGGAGGACCAACCGGUAGGAUAGGCCCUUAUGGAAACUAUGGAAAAUGA